AUGUUGUUCCGAGUCCUCGGUGCCACAGUUGGUGAGCUGCGAGACUCCCCUCAUUGUGGAGCACUUCAGUAUCAAAGCUGGGCUCACAAUGAGUUGGGGUUGCUACUAACUAGUUUACGCACCUAUCAUCGCGACAUCCUCCUCUUCGACUCCCAAAUGGAGUUGAAGAACGAGGAUGCUUACGCGAUAAUGGAUAGUUUUAUUAAGCGUAAAUCAGAAUUCGCUAAUACUCAUGGCCACGCUGCCCCGCUGUGGCCAGUGGAUGAGGAGCGAAUAGUAGCAGCCCUGGGGAGGUCCCCGGCGGACGUUGUGUUAAAAGCCGUUAUUCGGCUCACAACUGAAACCGGGGCUCGCGUUCAGGAUCUUCUCCGUGUGUUGGAACCACACGUAAAACCGGCUCAUCGACAUACGAAGGCAUGGACGGUGACCAAGGUUGGCCAGUUAGGGAAGGUGAAGGACAUGACUGCGAUCUAG
Messenger RNA from Perkinsus marinus ATCC 50983, 474 nucleotides. RefSeq lists its product as hypothetical. Bases 1 to 474 code for a protein of 157 amino acids. The record is from RefSeq and is a predicted model, not a curated record. NCBI's taxonomy places the organism in Eukaryota, Perkinsozoa, Perkinsida, Perkinsidae. The transcript is spliced from 2 exons.